Camarhynchus parvulus is the source of this 3089-nucleotide messenger RNA. It is a transcript of the gene CLNS1A, whose product is annotated as chloride nucleotide-sensitive channel 1A. Bases 18 to 761 code for a protein of 247 amino acids. Gene Ontology annotation, biological process: cell volume homeostasis; spliceosomal snRNP assembly; chloride transport. Lineage: Eukaryota; Metazoa; Chordata; Aves; Passeriformes; Thraupidae. The transcript is spliced from 7 exons. The record is from RefSeq and is a predicted model, not a curated record. Gene Ontology annotation, cellular component: cytosol; spliceosomal complex; pICln-Sm protein complex.
CGCUUCCGGCGGCCGCGAUGGUGGAGCAGGGAGGCGGCGGCGGCGCCAUGAGCUUCCUCAAGCGCUUCCCGCCGCCGGCCGACGGCGUCCGCCACCAGCAGCCGGACACGGAGGCGCUGCUGGCGGGGCGCAGCCUGGGCUCCGGCACCCUCUACAUCGCCGAGAGUCGCCUGUCUUGGCUGGACAGCUCUGGAGUUGGCUUCUCCCUGGAUUACCCCACCAUAAGUUUGCAUGCCGUCUCCAGGGACCUGAGCGCCUACCCAAGGGAGCACCUGUACGUCAUGGUGAACGCCAAGUUCGAAGAGGAGACCAAAGAGGCUCCCAUGACUGAAGGGGAGGGGGAUGACAGCGAUGAUGACGUCGAACCAAUUGCGGAAUUCAGAUUCGUACCUAGCGACAAAUCAGCCUUGGAAGCCAUGUUCUCAGCGAUGUGUGAGUGCCAGGCCCUGCACCCAGACCCGGAGGAUGAGGACUCAGACAACGAUUACGAAGGGGACGAGUACGAUGUUGAGGCCCGCGAGCUAGAACAAGGUGACAUCCCAAGCUUUUGCACAUACGAAGAGGGAUUGUCACAUCUAACUGCAGAAGGGCAGGCCACGCUGGAGAGGUUAGAAGGCAUGUUAGCCCAGUCUGUCAGCACCCAGUACAACAUGGCUGGAGUGAGAACAGAGGACUCCAUAAGGGAGUUUGAAGAUGGGAUGGAGGUGGACAUAGCGCCAGUAGUUGCUGGGCAGUUUGAAGACGCCGAAGUCGAUCACUGAGGAGGACAGGUGCUGCUAUUCCUCUUGUGGCACUUCCAGAAUAAGCUGUAAAACCGAAGGCAUUGCAGUGACUUUCGGGAGUUAACUUUUCUUUUGAUGACCUAAGUUUAGACAUCUAGGUCUAAAAAUGCUUGUAGAGAUGUUUAAAACAGGGUUUGACAUUUGUGACCACUAUGGGGUUAUUUAAAAAAAAAUAAACAAAAACAAUAAAACCUCUUGCAUCUAACAGUUGAAUGGGGCUAAUCAGGGGGUCAUUUCAUAGAAUCACAAAAUGAUUUGGGUUGGAACAGACCUUAAAGAUUGUCUGGUUCCAGCCCCACCUGCCAUGGGCAUGGAUGCCAUUGAGUAGAUCAGGUUGCUCAGGACCCCAUCCUAACCUGGCUGUGAACGCUUCCAGGAAUGGGGCAGCCACAGUAUCUCUGACGAAACUCUCUGGCCUUUUAAAGAAGCCUUUGUAGGAAUUCUAGGACUUGUAAAACUGUAAGUAGAACAGAAUUUUAGAUGGUCCUAGAAUUUUCCAUAUUUUUUUACCUGUCAUUGACUCUGUGCAGUAGAAAUGGGAAUAGAAAUGUUAUGACUAAAAGGAAAUAGGGUUGGCCAAGGAUCAAAAGAAAAGCUAAAUUAAAACCCCCUCAAGUAACUGGCUUUACCAUUUCAGUGCUAUCCCUUUCAUUUCUCUGAGAGCUGAGCUUGGGUGGUAGAGGAGAUGGAAUGAAGUCUGUGAGGUCCGGACAAAGAGAACUGUUUUGUCUUUGUAUUAAAUGUUAACAUUGUUAAAUAAACUAAGAUUUUUGUAUCUCACAACCAGCUCACUGUUGUAGUUCUCCCUCCUUUACUUCAGCAAGCAUCUGAGCUCUUGAGUUUCAGAACUCUCUUCUGUAACAAAAAAGUCUUCAGUGAAGCCAAAGCUAUUUUCAUCAUUUACCUGGAUGUGAGGAUAAAAGGGCAGAGCAUUUGCAGAGUAUGCCUGUGACAGAGUUAACCAGACACAUCCCAAAUUUAGGAACCCAGCUUUGGAUUGCCAAGAUGUUGGUCCUGCUGGAGCUUUCCCUGUUUUGCCUCUCUGUGGGAAAAUUGGAAAAUUUCUCUGUUGGAAAAUACCAGGAAAUUCAGAUUGUGCCUCUCUUCCCCCACUAUUGAAAUGAAAGUCUGGACCAAACUUCCUCCAUUUUCUUUUGCUUUGAAGUUGACCUGUGAUGUUUUGGGGAGGGGGUGAGGGUGAGGUAUUGGUAAAUGAACAGUUUACUGGCCCUACACUCUGCUUACACGUUAGGGUGUGAUUUGGUUCCAAGGUACGUGCUAAUUAUACCCAUUCUUUGUUGAAUAUUCAUUAGGAAUGCCGGUCAAAUUAGGGAUGUCUUAACAGUGUUGUGAACCACUCAUGUGCCUGAAUAAAUGAGAUAUUCAGCAUGUUAUGCAACAAGACAUCCUACAGGAAUGUCUUUACCAGCCCCUUUGUAUACAUACAAACAUAUUCAUGUGAGUGUGUGCAUGCUAUUGUUAGGGAUUCAGAGUUACAAAGAAGGAUACAGAGUUGAUUUUUUGCACUGGCAUUUGAAGAAUCUUGGCAUGGUGAGAUUUUGGGACAGGUAAAACUCUUACCGGCACCAUAACUGAGGCAAAGGGCUCACUGAAUUCUAAGUCACCAUCCACUGUUGAAGCAGACUGCUGGGGGUUUUUUGGUGUGUGAAAAUCUGAGUUGGGAUGUAGUGUGUCUGUGGUUUUCCACGUUAAAUGGCAGCCUGUUAUGUACCCUGGCAGAUGGGCAAAGUUAACUCCAGGGCAGCUGGACUGUUCACAGUUCCUCUCAGCAGUCUCCCUACACCCAGAAGGAGAAUUUGUGUUGUACUAAUGUGGAGCUCCAGGAGCAUCUUGUAAUGCUUCCAGUCAAAUCAGUGGAGCAAGAUUAAAUGAGGUGGGGUAAAAACAAACCUGGAUGAAUGCUGAAGGUAGCAUUGAGAAGUGUCUUGUGUGGAUUGACAAGUUUUAUUUUCAAUAAAACUUUGUAUUUAGGCUCUGUCUAAGUGUUCUGUGCUUCAUAAGCAUUCAUUAACUCAAAUGUAAAAUAUUCCUUUUUGCCUGCACUACCAAAACCAGUUAAAUUCUUCAGUUCCUAGCUUAGGCUUAUUUUUCUUCUGCUACUUUUGUUGUUUUUCUUUUGUUUUGCAUUAAUUUAGUCAAUUUAAGCCUUGUCUAAUUCCUAGUGAUUUAAAAAUAAAAUUUAUAUUCUAGUGCCUGUAAAUACAGCAGCUACUUGUUAAUAACAAUAACAGAUUUGUACCAUUUUUUUAAACUAUAUGUUGUGCCAAAAUAAACAAGGCAGACAUG